AUGACUAUUCCCGAGCACCACCCGGAACUUGAACCAGCGGAGCAGCUUGUAGCCGAGGAGCAAGCUUUGGCCGAACCAAGAAGACAAAUGACUCGAAUGGUGACAUCCAAAUCAAGCUCGGGAGUGAGUGUUAAUGACCAAGCCAUCAUCGAUGCUAUCACGUUACAAAUGGAGAAAAUAAUUGAUGCCAAACAUAAGCCGAUCAACGACCAACUCAAAGGAAUAGAGCAAUAUGAGCAGAUCUCGCAUCAAAAAGAGGCAAAACCAAAUAGACCCCAAGAGAAGCAUAAUUGGAGGAGUAGACCAACCAAAGAUGAAUCAAAUUGUUACUACUAUAUUCGUGAUGAUCAUAGACGUUUUGAGCAAGCUAGACAACAACCUAAUGAUGUGAAAGAAGUUAAGACCAUGAAGCAAAACCGAAAGGAAAGUCUAUCCUCAAAUGAACAGUUAAAGGAUGAGCUUCUUAUGAUUCUCAACGCUUACAACAAACUGAAGAAAGCCAAGCAUCCUCUUCCUUCUAAUUCAAAAAAAGCUAAGAUUGCUCUUCCUUCCGAAUUUACCAAAGAUACUUGUGAUCUUUAUGAGAAAACUGAUUUUGUGCUUGAAAUAAUCAAGCUUGUUCUUGAAGAAAGAUCUCAAAAAGAAGGUCAAAGGAGUUUGUCAUCGAUUGUUACCGAUUUGGAGCAACAAACUAUCUCCAUUACAGAACCAAUCCUUAAGGAGCUAUUUGGUUUCUCACGCACAUUUAAUGUGUUUCCUUUAGUGUUUGUGAAAGAUAAUGAAAAACCGGUUAAGGAUGCGAUUUUAAACAUUAGGAAGAGUUAUGGUUUCCCUAAUCCUUUUGAUUAUGGAUCAAAAGAAGACAUGGAUCAAGCUUGGUCCGAAAUGAAAGCAAGUAAAGCAAGUGAAGCAAGGACGCAUCUCUUUGGAGUUUGGAAUUGGAAGUACUUAAGGAAGACGACCACAAUUGCAAAAGGAUGCUCCACUCUAAAAUACUACUUUGCUAAUGGGGAGCAUGAUAUGACUAUUCCCGAGCACCACCCGAAACUUGAACCAGCGGAGCAGCUUAUAGCCGAGGAACAACUUGGAGCCGAGGAGCAGCAUGUAGUGGAGGAAGCGUUGGCCGAACCAAGAAGACAAAUGACUCGCUCGAAGACCAAACUUCUCAACCAAGCUAUUUCGGACUACCCAAACACUUGGACAUGA
Molecule: messenger RNA, 1206 nt
Organism: Arabidopsis thaliana (thale cress)
Lineage: Eukaryota; Viridiplantae; Streptophyta; Magnoliopsida; Brassicales; Brassicaceae
Exons: 5
Coding region: 1-1206 (401 amino acids)
Source: RefSeq, marked reviewed